This is a messenger RNA of Cuscuta epithymum, 1507 nucleotides long. The record is from the annotation of a GenBank genome assembly. NCBI's taxonomy places the organism in Eukaryota, Viridiplantae, Streptophyta, Magnoliopsida, Solanales, Convolvulaceae.
GCAAAAUACGCCCACACCACACAUUUCCAGAUUCUUUGAAAGAACGAAUGGUUCUCAGGUUGCCACCUCACUAGCAUUUGUUUCCUUUCCUUUUCUCUGUUUCCAUUAUUUUCCAUCGAUCAAACAUAUCACAAUUCUUUGCCUUGAUUGGCCUUUGAUUCGUCGGAGUUAGAGUUAGGAGGUAUAGAAGAGAAGAUGGCUCAGUUGCUUUCCCCAGUUCGUGCCGAUUCCAUCAAACUCCAGAGUCAUGUACCCAACUCACUAACUGGGAGCAAGCGGCCUACUUUGGAUAGUACUAAAAGUAGAAGUGUGAGGUCUCAUGGCGGAUCGAGGUGGAGAGGCUUUGGCAGCAUCAGAGUUGCUUACCAAGACCCUGCAGCAGCUGAAGAUCUCGCUGAUGAUUACUACGCUGUUUUAGGCCUGCUUCCAGAUGCUACAACUGAAGAAAUAAAGAAAGCAUAUUAUAAUUGCAUGAAAGCUUGCCAUCCAGACUUGACGGGUGAUGAUGCUGAUACCACAAACUUCUGCAUGUUUGUCAAUGAAGUUUAUGAGGUUCUAAGUGAUCCUGCACAAAGGCUAGUGUAUGAUGAGAUUCAUGGUUAUGCUGCGACAGCUAUUAAUCCUUUCUUGGAUGAAUCUUCCUCAAAAGAUCAUGUUUUUGUUGAUGAAUUUAGCUGCAUAGGUUGCAAAAACUGUGCCAAUGUGUGUUCAACGGUGUUUGGUAUUGAGGAAGACUUUGGAAGAGCUAGAGUUUAUAAUCAAUCUGGAAGUCGGGAACAAAUUCAACAAGCUAUUGAUAGUUGCCCAGUUGAUUGUAUCCACUGGACUUCAGCUGCACAACUAUCUUUGCUUGAAGAUGAAAUGCGAAGAGUGGAAAGAGUAAACGUAGCCUUGAUGCUUUCGGGAAUGGGCUCGGCAUCAAUUGAUGUUUUCAGAAUGGCAAGCACUCGAUGGGAAAAGAGACAACUAAAAGUCUUGGAAAAAGCUAAAUAUAGGAUGGUGAGGCAGAAAGAAUAUGAUAAAACAGAUCCAUACUGGAGCUACAUUUGGGGAAAGCCCAUGACCAAUGAAAACACAGAGGAAGCAGACAAACGAGUGAAUCGAGCUGCUGCUGCUGCCCGAAGAUGGAGAGAGUAUUCUCGGAGAGGUGGUGUUGACAAACCUCCCACCUUUAAUCUUCCAGAGGUGUCUUCCAAGGAUAGCUGAAGUAUAUAUUGCCCAACUCACUCCCCUGUUAUAUACAUAUAUGUACAAUGUACUGGUAGUAGUUCAUGUGUGUAUAUAACAUUAACAAGUUUUUAUGACUUUCAUGGUGCAUAUAUCCUUUAUACACCAUGCGCUGUUCAAAAUGUUAGCUUAGGUUAUUAUAAAUAAUAAAGAAGCUUAGUAAAUUGAGUUGCAUGUUGGUAUUCUGUCACCUCAUUUCAUUGGUUAUUACUUAAAGAACUAUGCCGGCUUAUUCAUUUGAUCAUUUCCUUUUCAAAUAAGCCGUGUUUGAUUCACAUGC